Anthonomus grandis grandis is the source of this 822-nucleotide messenger RNA. RefSeq names its product protein unc-50 homolog (gene Unc50). The record is from RefSeq and is a predicted model, not a curated record. NCBI's taxonomy places the organism in Eukaryota, Metazoa, Arthropoda, Insecta, Coleoptera, Curculionidae. Gene Ontology annotation, cellular component: Golgi membrane. The coding region runs from base 40 to 801 and encodes 253 amino acids. The transcript has a single exon.
UGAUCAACGAGUGCAUCAUAAUCCCCGACCGGCGUCGCCAUGGUUAAGGGCGACCCGCGGCCGCCCCUGAUGUUCCCCGGGGGCGGCGGCUCCACCACCGCCUACCGCAAAAUCCGCAAAUACUUCCGUCGCCUGUUCAAAUUCGACCAGAUGGACUUUCAGUUCGCCGCCUGGCAAAUGUUUUACCUGCUGAUGGCCCCCCAAAAACUGACGAAAGUAUUUCGCGCGCGUAAAAAUUUCAAAUCGCAAUACGCCCGCGACGAUCCCGCCUUCUUGAUUUUGUUCGUGGCCGCCCUUUUUAUCACGUCGAUCGGGUUCGCGGUCGCCCUCGAUUACGGUCCCCGGCAGUUUUUCAAGUUUAUCGCCGUCGAAAUUUUCGUCGAUUGUAUCGGGAUCGGGCUGGUGAUCGCGACCGGUUUGUGGUACGUCACGAAUCGGUUCUUGAAGCCGAAACAGGUGCCGCAGGACGUAGAGUGGGGGUUCGCCUUCGAUAUACACCUGAACGCCUUCUUUCCCCCCUUAAUUUUGCUCCAUUUUUUCCUUAUUAUUUUUUAUAAUUUGUUCUUGUAUCGUGAGGGCAGCACGGUGUCGGUGGUGCUGGGGAACUUUUUCUGGUUGGCGGCCGCCAUUUACUACGUUUACAUCACGUUUUUGGGUUACAAUUCGAUGCAGAUCUUGCGGAAUAUUCAUUUGUUCUUGGCGCCGAUUCCCUGGCUCGUAUUUGCUUAUUUGUGCACCGUUUACAUGGGAUUUAAUAUAUCCAGGGCCGUGUUCGAGAUGUACAGGCAACGGGUGGUUUAAUAAAGUCGUUUUUAAGGUUUA